GUAUAAGCAGUGUUUUGCCAGAGGUGCCUGAAAAGGAGCCAGAAGAAAUAAAACAGCAAGAUGAAGAAGAUGCGUUAAAUGCUGAUGCCCAGAUACAAACCUCCUAUGUUGAAAUUCCAGAGGGAAAUAGGUGGCGAUGGUCACGAAUACAAACUGAAGUCCAGGUGCAGACCUCAAGUAUUGAAUUACCAGAAGAGGAGAUUUCAUUGCCUUUUGAAACAGAGGCCCAGGUACAAACCUCAUACCUGGAAUUAUCUGGAGAGGAGACGUCAUUAUCCUCUCAAACUGAUGUUGAAGUGCAAACAUCUUUUGUUGAAAUACCACCUGAAGGUAAGUGGCGUUGGUCACGGCUGAACACUGAAGCUUACAUGCAAACCUCAAAUCUUGAGCUAUCAGAAGAAGAAAUUGCUUCACAAACAGAGGUGGAAGUACAAACAUCAGCUUUUACAAUACCAAAGGAGGAGACAUUCUACCCCUUAGAAACUGGGACCGAGGUAGAAAUUUCAGAUCUUGAAUGGCCAGAUACAAGGGUGAAGACUUUGUUUCCAUUGUAUGUUGAAGCUGCAGUGCAAACUUUGUAUGUAGAAAUACCAGCAGAGAAUAAGUGGCGUUCAUCACGACUGCAAAUGGAAGCCCAGGUGCAAACCUCAAGUCACGAGUUAUUGAAGAGGCUUUCUUCUGUUUUGAAAACAGAAACCCAGGUGCAAACCUCACAACUUGCAUUAAUAGAAGCAACAGAGCUUCUUUUACCAUCAGAAACUGAUGUCCAAGUGCAAACCUCAAACCUUUCAAUAGCAGAAUCAGAAGAAGAGGCUCAUGUACUUGUGGAAGAGAAGCCUGUCUCUACAGCUCUAGCAGAAGCAGCUGUACAAACAUCAAAUAUAGAAAUACCAGCAGCAACCAAGUGGAGUAUGUCACGACUACAAGCUGAGGCCCCAGUGCAAACUUCAGGCCUUGACUUAUUGGAGAGACUUUCUCCCCUCUCCCAAACGGAGAGCCAAACACAAAGAUUAAACCAGGAGUUACCAAAGAAGCUUUCUUCCCACUUACAAACUGAAGAUCAGGUGCAAAAUUCAAAGCUUGCAUUAACAGGAGCAGAGGAGGAGCCUUUGUUUCUGUCACAAACUGAAGCCCACGUGCAAACCUCCAAUCUUGUAUUAACAAGAGUAGAAGAAGCUCCCCUUCCCUGUUCACAAAUUGAGGCCCAGGUGCAAACAUCCAAGGUUGCAUUUCCAGAAGCAGAGGAGUUUCUCCUUACCCCAUUCCAAACUGGCAAUCAGUUGAAAAUUUUGUACCUUGAUCUACGUGAGGUGGAAGACGGUGCAUCCCCAGCACAAUCAGAAGAGAGACCCAUUUCCUCCAGACUAACUGAGGUUCAGACACAAACCUUAUUUGUUGAAAUACCAGUAGGCAAUAAGUGGCAUUCAUCACAACUGCAAGCUGAUGCCCAGGUGCAAACCUCCAGUCUUGGGUUACCAGAGACAAAAGAGAAGUCUCCUUCCCUGUCACAGACUCAAAUACAAAGGGAAUCCUCCAGGCCAGCAUUACUAGAGGCAAAGAAGGAGUUUUCUUCUCUACCACAAACUGAGGUCCAGGAGCAGACCUCUGAGCUUGGCUUACCAGAGAUGAAAGAGGAGUCUCCUUCCCCCUUGCACACUGAGACCCAAGGCAAAACCUCCUGGCUUGAAAUAACAGAAGAGGAAGAAGUGGCUCUGUCCACCCCCAAGAUUGAAAUGCAAGAAGCCAAGAAGUUGAAUGAAGAGUCAAAGGAGAAGAUGGAGUUGAAAUCACCACCCUCUGUCUUUACUGAGGCCCAUGUGCAGACCUCAUAUGUUGAAAUACCCCUGGGAAAGAAAUGGCGUUCAUCCCGCUUAUGUACUGAAGCCCAGGUACAAACCUCACACCAUGAAAUCCCAAUGGCAAAGGGCAAGACUUUGCCCCCACAAGACACUGAGGUGCUUAAGAAGAUCCCUGAGCGAGCAGUAACAAAAAAGUUGGUAAGAUCCCCGAUGCGAACAACACCAGUGUCUGUGCACUUGCACGUAAAGAUAUCUCCGCAGCGCCGGAAUGGCAAUAAAAAGAACUAGUGAAAAUUUGAUUUUAAACAAAUAAAACUUGGAGAAAUGCCAUUGAGUUAACCUGUGAGAGAUUUUUCUGAAGGUAACAUCUCAGGGCACGCCC
Gavialis gangeticus (Gharial) is the source of this 2181-nucleotide messenger RNA. RefSeq lists its product as uncharacterized. The transcript is spliced from 3 exons. The record is from RefSeq and is a predicted model, not a curated record. Lineage: Eukaryota; Metazoa; Chordata; Crocodylia; Gavialidae. The coding region runs from base 369 to 2087 and encodes 572 amino acids.